AUAAAUUAAUUCUGGUAUGUAAUCCCCUAAUCCAGCAUAAGCAUAAUUGUAGUAACAAUUGGAAAUUUUGUAAAAAGGAUUUGAAUAACUUGUUCAAAGAGUUCCAGAAACUAUUCAUUUAUCAUGCUUAUCCUAAAAUAAUAAAGAUGUUAAUAGAUAUUCAGAUUGUAUUUUAUUAAUGUUUAUGUAAGGCAUGAUGAAAAGAAGUAAGAGAGUUGAUAAAGAGAUGAGAUUAUUUGAUUUCAAGAUGGUAUUUAUGGGAAAUCAAUUUGAAAGAUGCAUUUAAUCAGGGGAUACUGAUAAAUGUGUUGAAUCAGCUAAAACAGAUGUUUAGAGAUAUAUAAAUGAAUUCCAAAAAAAUAUCAAUUGAUCAAAUUAUAUAUUUUAAUGAAUUUAUAUGACUCUCAAAUAUUA
Molecule: messenger RNA, 414 nt
Organism: Paramecium sonneborni
Lineage: Eukaryota; Ciliophora; Oligohymenophorea; Peniculida; Parameciidae
Source: the annotation of a GenBank genome assembly